Propithecus coquereli (Coquerel's sifaka) is the source of this 1369-nucleotide messenger RNA. RefSeq names its product parvin, gamma (gene PARVG). Gene Ontology annotation, cellular component: actin cytoskeleton; focal adhesion; cytoplasm. Gene Ontology annotation, biological process: cell projection assembly; actin cytoskeleton organization; establishment or maintenance of cell polarity. The transcript is spliced from 13 exons. Lineage: Eukaryota; Metazoa; Chordata; Mammalia; Primates; Indriidae. Gene Ontology annotation, molecular function: actin binding. The coding region runs from base 114 to 1109 and encodes 331 amino acids. The record is from RefSeq and is a predicted model, not a curated record.
GGCUCUGGCCCUGUGAACGCCCCCAUCUUGCACGGCUUCCCCAUCUCCUUGCUUUGACCACCAGAUUCUGCUGCGGCCUCCCCACCUGUUGUCUGAGGCAGGCGUGGGAGACGAUGGAGCCGGAGGCCCUCUACCACCUGCUGCAGCUCCCGAGGGCGGUGGACCUGCCAGUGGAGGAGGAGCUCCCGCAAGGAGGAAAGAAGAAAUACCUGCCACCCACUUCCCGGAAGGACCCCAAAUUCGAAGAGCUGCAGAAGGUGCUGAUGGAGUGGAUCAAUGCCACCCUCCUCCCCGAGCACAUCGUGGUCCGCAGCCUGGAGGAGGACAUGUUCGACGGGCUCAUCCUGCACCACCUGUUCCAGAAGCUGGCAGCACUCAAGCUGGAAGCACAGGACAUCGCCUUGACCGCCGCCAGCCAGAGGCACAAGCUCGAGGUGGUGCUGGAGGCCGUGAACCGGAGUCUGCAGCUGCAGGAGCCGCAGGCCAAGUGGAGCGUGGACACCAUCUUCAGCAAGGACCUGCUGGCCACCCUGCACCUUCUGGUGGCCCUGGCCAAGCGCUUCCAGCCCAACCUGCCCCUCCCGACCGGCGUCCAGGUGGAGGUCAUCACCAUCGAGAGCACCAAGAGUGGUCUAAAGUCGGAGAAGUUGUUGGAACAACUCACUGAGAGCAGCACAGACAAGGACCAGCCUUCAGAGGACGUCUUUGAUGAAUUGUUUAAGCUGGCUCCGGAGAAAGUGCACGCGGUGAAAGAGGCCAUCGUGACCUUUGUCAACCAGCAGCUGGACUCCCUGGGCCUGUCUGUGCAGAACCUGGACACGCAGUUCGCAGAUGGAGUCAUCUUACUCCUGCUGAUUGGACAACUGGAAGGCUUCUUUCUGCACUUAAAGGAAUUCUACCUCACUCCCAACUCUCCUGCAGAAAUGCUGCACAACGUCACCCUGGCCCUGGAGCUGCUGAAGGACGAAGGCCUGCUCAGCUACCCCAUCAGCCCUGAAGACAUCGUGAACAAGGACGCCAAGAGCACACUGCGCGUGCUCUACAGCCUGUUUUGCAAGCACAAGCUGAAAGUAAACGUGGACGGGACGCCCCGUGGAACCCCGAGUUAACCUUCGCUGCCCCUGGAGGGCUCAGAGCCCGCCGGCUGGAGGGCCGAGACGGCUGUGGGGCCCAGGCCUGUGCGUUCCUGUGUCUGUGACUCGUCCUCCCUUCUGCCUGCGUCUCCUGGUUGCAUCUUCUGUCUAUCUCUGAACCCACUAGGUGUGGACCCGUUUUGAGCCAACAUCUGUCCUUGCUCAGUUUAUUUUGAUAAAAGCAUUUCUGGGAGGGUGCUGGGGGCCUCCGGUGUCCUGGGGUGGGGGGCAUUAAA